CGACAAGUGGAACACCACACCGGUGAUAGUGGGCAUUGAUCCGGAGCUCACGUACAUCACAAAUGAGCCAUUUCCGGCCGUCACAAUUUGCAAUCUAAACCAGGCCUUGGCCAGCAGGGUCGCGACCCUGGCCACUGACUCGGCCGCUUAUGCGAUGCUGCAGGUGUUAUGCCGUCGCAGGGUGGAUGUUCAGCGGGUCACAGAGGAUCGGGCCAACUGGGAAGAGUUCAUAAUGAAUAUAUCGCAGCCAUGCCAAUCGAUGGUCAUCGGUUGUCGCUUCGGCGCCGACGAUUAUGAAUGUGCGAGAAUGUUUUAUCCAAUUGUCACCGAUGAGGGCCUGUGCUGUGUUUUUAACAUGCUGCAUCCACGCUUCAUGUACAAAAGCAGCGCUUCAUUUUCCCAACGAAAUAUGACCUUACCCAAAGACUUUCAGGCUGUCAAUUGGCAUGCGGAGCUGGGUUACAGGCGGGGCCAGUAUCCAGGCAGUCUGCUGUAUCCGCGCCCAGCCCAAGGCACAGGCGAGUCCCUGGGACUGUCUCUGACGCUGGACGUACAGGCCGAUGCCUACUACUGCUCAUCAUCAAGCAGCAUUGGCUUCAAGGUCGCCCUGCACAGUCCCAACGAGUCGCCCAAUGUGCGCGAGACGGGCGUCCUGCUGGCACCCGGCAUGGAGACGAAACUUCGCAUAGAUCCGGCCAAAAUUCGCACAGAAAAUCAUCUGCGACGCGUGCACCGCAAGUACAGGCGAUGUCUGUUCCGCAACGAGCUGAAGCUGCGUUGGUUUGCCCAUUAUACGCAGCGCAACUGCGCCGCCGAAUGCCUGUCGAGGCUGCUGCUGCUUCACUGUGGCUGUGUCUCCUUCUACAUGCCGCGCCUGCACCGCAACGACAGCAUCUGCUCGGUGGGGCAGCGGAAGUGCGUGGAGCGGAUACGCUUGGGCACGAUUGAGGCAAUGGAGUCUUGCCUCGACGAGUGCCUGCCCAGCUGCUUCGAUCUGACCUUCAACACGAUCACCUACUCGACGAAGAUCUCGCACGACGGCUUCGACGUGACCAACCCGAAUGUCAGUCUCAACUUCACCGAUGCCUACGUGGAGCGCAGCAUUGCGGUGGUCAACAUGUACUUUAAGGACCAGACAUAUCGGGCCAGCAAGCAGACAGAGUUCAUUGGCUUCUCGGACUUUUUGUCUAAUGUUGGUGGUCUCAUGGGCCUGUUCCUGGGCUUCAGCUUCCUCUCCAUAGCCGAGUGUGUGUACUUUGCCUUGAUACGACCCUGUCGCACCUGCUCCGAGCUGAGGCAACAGCAGCCGACAACAGCGGCGAUUCAUGCACGGGCAAACAGAGUUUUUGGUGCUGGAAAUAUCAAUUAUAUUUCACCAUCCAAAUGGUUUCAAACCGAGUUGGCUCGUCCCAGAGGGCUCAACUACAACUACAAUCGUCAUCCCGCUUAGGAUUAAACAUUA
Messenger RNA from Drosophila subobscura, 1462 nucleotides. Its product is annotated as pickpocket protein 28. The transcript is spliced from 4 exons. Gene Ontology annotation, cellular component: membrane. Gene Ontology annotation, biological process: sodium ion transmembrane transport. Lineage: Eukaryota; Metazoa; Arthropoda; Insecta; Diptera; Drosophilidae. The coding region runs from base 155 to 1450 and encodes 431 amino acids. Gene Ontology annotation, molecular function: ligand-gated sodium channel activity. The record is from RefSeq and is a predicted model, not a curated record.